UUAUAGAUCGAGUAGUGAGUUUGAGUAAAGUGUGGUCUUAGACAAGUCCAUAUUUACCAAACCUUCUUAUCAUGAAUCUUGAUUUUUUUAUACGUUAUAAGGAACUAGCAGACCCCGCGUAAAUUACGCCGAAUAAAUAAUGCGAUGGGCAAAUCACAACCCAGUGCGAAAAUUAAAACUCAUUACUGCAAGUAUAGGACUUACGGCUACGGAAGAUUUGCAUUUCACUUUAAUUGACUGCAAAUAUGACAUUGGACCUGAAAUGCAAAUUUUUCCCCGAAAGCGGAGAAAUGGAUAAAGAUGCCAAAAGGGUGGUGGUGGUCGAGACGUUGGAAAUUUUCGGUUUUGUAACACUUGAACGACGCCUUAUAAGGAUGUUGGGACGCCCAUUCACCCAUAGUAUGAAAGCGAGCCAUUAAGAAACUUCUGGAAAAUAUUGUAAUUUUGUUGGCUUCGGAUGAAGGUGCCACGAUAGCGAAUAAAAUCUGCUAGCAACAUUUCAUCUACAGAACGAUGAUGCCGAGUAUGCACUACACUUUCCUCUUACUAAUAACGCUGGUCAGUGCAUCCGGAUGCGGCGUAUACGGCUUUAUAUUCGGAGGCCAGAACCCCGUCCAGCGUUUGCGAGCCGCAAAGAUGGCGCGGCGGGCCGAAGUCCGCAUGACGAAUAACAUCAUUGAUCUAUCUGACUUGGAGGACGCCGUACAACCAACACAGCCAGCGCCGCCCGGUACAGUUUCCGUCCCGUGGGGGGAGUGGAAGGCGUUCUUCUGCGAAGUGGCCACGCCCGAAGCGGCGCAGCGGAUCGUCUGGCGCCACCACAACGCCACCAUCCACGGCGACGCAAUUCCGCACUCCACCAAAGGUCACGAGUACGGGCAAACGACGGCCCUCAACACGAGCUACCUGUUCAUCUACAACGUCAGCCGCGAUUCCGGCGGGACGGUGGAGUGCUUCCAGACGAACAACGGUGACCUUUCCGCCCUCCGCGAAUUCUACCUGCAGCCGGAGCCACGCGCCAGCGACUUCUUCGUGCCGACGCUGCGGGACGUCAUCACGUCACUGCAGCAUUUCUCCAUGACGUGCACCGGGCGCAAUGUGGAUUGCAGCCAGACGGCACCCCAAUUGCAUUUUAUCUGGAAGUACAACGGCCAUUUCGUUGCGGCGCCCUAUACGGCGCUGCUGGGCGGGCACAUCCCCGGUCUGCGCAACGGCACCGUCACGUUCCACGUUUCGGCGCCCGGUGCUACGGAAACGUUCUGCGCCACGACACUGACCAUCAGCAUGAGCGAGGAGGAAAGCCUCUGGUCGCCGCGGCAGCGCGUUGACUGCUGGUUGCGCACGGAUGUCCGCCGAGGUCAAUGGUUUACCCAGUCGGCAUACGUCCAUUCUACGCCGACGGUGCAGUGAGGACGACAAACCAGCAGCGUUCCAGCAACUCGACCGGAUUUCGGUGCACGUUUCUGUUUAUACAUUUUACUUAUCCACCGAAGGAGCCGACCGGAAGUUCAGUUAUAAAUAACAGUUCUUCUGUCACCUUUAUAUCAACUUAUCCUACCGAUAGUGCGCGAACAGGUCAUUCUGCAUUAGCAUACUCGUCCUUUGCGCACUGAAUUUCAAAUUAAAAUUUCUUCAAUUGAGCUGGCAUAUUUUAUGAAUGAAACAUGCGUUUUACGUACAUAGUAUAUUAUGGUUAAAUCUGGCGCGGUACGUAAGCGCCAUGUUCAGCCACAACGUCAAAGUCCAGUCUGGUGACGGCAGCAGUACAGGGGAACGGUGGAACACGCUUACUUUUGCCCCCUAUAUAAUUGUUAGUAUUAUGUUUAUAA
Messenger RNA from Paramacrobiotus metropolitanus, 1829 nucleotides. RefSeq lists its product as uncharacterized. The record is from RefSeq and is a predicted model, not a curated record. Bases 514 to 1410 code for a protein of 298 amino acids. Lineage: Eukaryota; Metazoa; Tardigrada; Eutardigrada; Parachela; Macrobiotidae. The transcript has 6 exons.